CCACGCUCCCCGCUGCCGUCGUCGCUCAGAGGCCGGGCCCCAUCCACGAGGCACCAUCCCCCAGGCGGACUCACCCAGGCAGACCGUGGUCAUAUCGUUCGACACUUGGACCCGCAUCGCAAGCAACCUCCACCCUCCCCACCGAGCUGGCCGGCCCGACGGUACUCGACAACUACCCUCCCACCUUGCCAGUUCGUCUCUGUCGACAUCGAUGCCUCGCUCCGCUGGAUUGCCGUUCAAGAUCCGGCUAGGCUCGAACGGAAGCCAGUAUGUUCCCUACAUCGUGACCGUGGCGCUGCUGUUUAUUGGAUUCUCAAUGUACUGGGGCGCCAACCACUCCCAUCGGUCCACCACGACGACGACGCUGCGGUUCAAGGACAAAGAGCGAAUCACAUCCUCGGCCAAGAGCAGCACCACACCUGGCUCCAAGCACGACCCGGAGGCAGCCCUCGAAAGGGAUGCCCAUACCACUUCCCUGAAUGCCAAGACUCCUGACAGGGCUUCAGCAAAUCUCAAGGCUGUCCAGGCUCUUGUUCAGCAGAGGCUUGGUAUCCCUCCCGCGGUCCUCCACUCGUUCCUGCAAGCCCAUCCAGCGCAGGCACCGGACCUACUGCUGACGCUCAACAGCAUGCUCACGAAUCUGGAACCAGACCUGAAGGAGAUCCACGGCGACGAACUGGACAUGUUCCAGCUCCCGACCUUCCAGCCCCAGCUCGACCAUCUUGUGAGCCAGAUGCGCCUCGCCCUGACCGACCCGUCCUGCCAAGGCUCGCCAGUUCUGCUUGAGGGGCCCAGUGGAGUCGGAAAGGGUCUGGCACUGGAAUACCUUGUGGCUGACCUCAACAAGUCCCGUCAGGUGGCGGUCUACCUGAGCCUGAACCGCCGGCUGCCUUCGGCAUCCACCUCGGAUGAAGAUACCCGCCCUUCACAGCGGCCGUCGCUGCAUUCGGCGAUCCUGUCAGCUCUUGGAUAUGACCCAGAGCUCCAGUCCUCGCCCGCCGAAUCCGUCGGUCUUUUGGAAAAGACGCUCAAGUUCCUGGCCGACAAUAACCGGACGCCCCUGAUCUGCGUCGACGAUCUUCAAAUCCUCUUUGCGGAUGAGCAGCCUCUCCACGAGGACUAUGCCCAUAUUGAAGUGGGGCUGCAGUGGCUCAUGGAGUGCGUCACUGGAGGCUCAAUCCAAGUUCUUUUGUGUUCCUCGAGCAAGACUGUUUUUCGGACAAUCAAAGAGAAGAUUCCUGGGUACGAUUUUCGUUUGAAGCUGAGGACCUUGACAUCAAUCGACGACACCUACAUGGCGGAGUACUUGGUUGACAGCGUCAACGCGAUCAUGCCGGAGCCUCAUCUCGAAUUCACCCCCGAGCUUGCUCAGCUCUUUGUCGAUACUUUCGGAAGCAAUCUCCUGGAGCUCAAGCGCUAUAUCAAGGCGGAAAGACCUCUGCAUGAGUAUAUUUCCGGUCGCGAGCAAGACCUCUUGGCGAUGGUUGAGCAAAGUGCCGCGGGGCUCUUCGCCGGACGAGCGGCGACUUAUCACGAUCCUGAAAGCGAGCUCCGCAAUGUCAUUCUUGACACGAUGAUGCGUGGGGGCACCCUCCCGGUCAAGACUCUCGACGGUGGGCGCCUGGCCAUGGUCGAGGUCCUUGUCGAGCUCAACUGGCUCAAAUGGCGGGUCAAAAAGUCCAAGCCCCUGGCGUCCCGAUCGCCGUCCAGCCAGGUCCCGACCACGACUGGCCAGCCGAAUAAUGUCUCCGGCGAACAGCGGCGCAAGCUUCAAGGCGGUCGUCGCAAAGCCGAGAAGCGCACCCAGAUGGAACAAAGCUGGAUCAAGCUCCACAAGGAAGCCCUGGCCUGGGGGAUGGACUCGGUCAGCGGGGCAAGUGCUUGGGAGGAAGUUAUCAACAGCGAAGGGCGCGUCCAGCGGCCUGUGUACCAGGUCGUACUCGAUGAUCCUGCCCAAGAGUCAACCGAGCAGUCCGACGACAACGACAACGACAAUGGCAACGACAACGACAACGACAACGACAGCGAUUUCAACGAUGCCACUGAUAUCGACCGCCAUCCAAGGCAUGGGGUGGAUGGCCAGGCCAUGAACCACGACCGCCAUCACGAGUUCGAUCGCCUUGAGGACCAAGAUGACGAUGACGAUGACGAUAGCGUUCCCCUGGACGACCCCAUGUCCAUGUUCAGCCGCGAGGGUGCUGAGCUUGUCUGGAGCAACCGGCUGAUUCAAACAGCCUGUGAGCGGUGGUUCAAUCAGGAGCGAUGGCAGUAGACGCUGCAGAUCCUGCCUCCAUGCGAUUGCACUGGAGACCUGCAGCAUGGUUGCCGAGCGUGCGCUCGAAUGGCUGAGACCCUGGCCUCCUCAUGAAUACACAUGCCCAUAGUCAUUG
Molecule: messenger RNA, 2390 nt
Organism: Polychytrium aggregatum
Lineage: Eukaryota; Fungi; Chytridiomycota; Chytridiomycetes; Polychytriales
Exons: 5
Coding region: 212-2272 (686 amino acids)
Source: RefSeq, a predicted model, not a curated record